This is a messenger RNA of Closterium sp. Yama58-4, 4998 nucleotides long. Lineage: Eukaryota; Viridiplantae; Streptophyta; Zygnematophyceae; Desmidiales; Closteriaceae. The record is from the annotation of a GenBank genome assembly.
AUGGUAAUUGCGGCACUUGUUUUGGUGCAAGCCGGAGAUCGCAACACCGUAUAUGAUCCAUGCAAGGAUGCUGAUCCUGUCCAGAAGGGCGAUGGGUUUUCCUUUGCCAUUGGCUUCGGUGGAAUAUCAGCGACAUGGAAUAAAUCGUCUCCAUGCUUUGCCGAGACUCUGCAGAUAUUACCUCCAGGCGUGGAAGUGGCCGUUUUCCGACCUAAAGUUGACGAGCUUUCUCUACUGAGAAUUAACAACGUUAGCAUGGCAAGAAUCAACACCACUUUCGUCAACAGCUCUUUGAUUGUGUAUUCUGGAGCUAAGGGAAUCGUAUCUUCUCCUCGACAAUUCUUAUCCCCUCUGGGACGGCUUCCUUCCCUAAUUCUUAUCAUCAAUUUCAAAGAAGGGGUUCUUGAUUCCUUUGUUUGGAAGGACAUGGGUUGCUCAGAGUCAACAUGCCAGCCUGUGAGCCCGCUGUGUGUGGACAACAGCAAUUGCCUUGUUACAGAAGACCAGUGCAGUAGCAUGAAAACUAGUUCUGAUCCUGAACCUUGCCGCCUUGCAAUCAACGUGGCAUUUUCCGGAACUGAUAAGGAUAAGAAGCCAUUACAAUCAUGGUACGAGGUUCAAGACCUUCAGGCAUACUCCUUGACAGCUUUAUACGAUUCAGCAAAGAACGACUUCCAAGAUGCCUGCACACAUUAUCUCCAGAUGUCAUUUCCCGACUCUCUUCGGAAGAAUGUCUCGAAUUGGACGACCACGGUGGCUGCUGGCAUUCCAGACAAUUUCCAGAAAGCCGUCAUCAGUUUCACGUUACCCGAUGUUUCUGCGAUAAAAUGGCCGUUUGAGCUCUCUGAGAAAGAUGCAGCAACAGCCGCUACUGCAAAAACGCCUGAACCUUCCCGUACUGGAGCCCGAUGGACGGGCCUGUUUCCGACCAGAAGUAGCAACGGAAACGGCGGCAGCAUCUGGAAUCGAGGAACUGGUUCUGAUGGUACUGGCAAAAUCGACAGCCCUAGGGGUCGUGCAGGUGGUAGCAGCAAUGGCGGGGACGGACAGAGGAGCGCCUGGGAGGACAAUAUGCGACAGCAACUGGCUGUUUGGCGCGCCGAUCCCGAGUGGGAAGACGAGCAGCCGAAACUCGAGGUUUCGGUUCCGAAGGGCUCCUUCUGCCGAAUGGACGCACAGUUCCAGCUUGCCCUGCCCCCGGACCUCGUUUAUAGCACACUCUGCGACCCCAGCAAUCGGAGAGUCUUCAAGAAUAUCACGGAUGUGAGCUACCGCAAGGUGCUGUACGACGAUGGUGAUGUGCAGGAGGUGGAGCUGCAGCAGGGAGCCCGUUGGCGCUUCCUCUUCCUCUCGGGAACCUUCGAUGUGCGCCUGAGAGUCAAGCAGGACCGGCCCAACCUCAAGAUGUCGUUUAAACUUAUAAGGCCCGGAUUCAUGAAGCAGUUUGAGGGCUACUGGCAACUAGAGCCUCUGGUUAACCCAAUGCGGGUGGCCACAAGCGUUCAGCUUUGUCAGGUAGUGCAGCCCACACUCACCCCGCCGCCCAUUUUGUCGCACUACUUGAGAGGGAUCAGCACACAGAUCACUCGGGAUAUGCUCAAGGAUUUUCAGACUGAGGCCGCCCGGAUAAGAUAUGAUCUUCCAGUCGAUGCUGAUGUGGAAAAGGAGCUGGAGAAGAUACGGAGUGAGAGUGGCAGAGAUGAGAAGGAAGGGAAUGGCGGCCAGAGGAAGAGUGAGGGUGAGCAGAGAGAGGGAAGGGUUCGAUGGAGGGAUGAGGUGAAGAAAGGGACCAUUAGUGGCAUGGCGGCCACUUUGUCUGCACGCGCGUCGUCGUCUGCUUGCACUCUAGCUCGUGCGGGAGCUAGUUCAGAAUCCCCAUUUCUGAACUCCUCCGCUACACUCGUGCCGUUCAAUGGCCUGAAAAAUUCCUCCCUCGUGCUUUCUAAGAAGGCCUUAGCCCGGCAAUUGAAGCAACGAGCAGUUGUGUCUACCGGCGUGCGAGUGGUUGCAGAGGCUGCAGACUCAACUGUCGUCACCCCAAAGAAAGAAGGGGAUUUCCGGCAUGAGGCUCCUCGACAGGAGCUCGAAAGCCCUCAGAAUGUGUUUUCUGCCAAGUACGUUCCGUUCUCUCCGGACCAGAAGCCAACUGAGGAGUACUCUCUAGACGAGGUCAUUUACACCAGCAAGGACGGCCUGCUGUUGGACGUGCAGCAUGACUACGAAGCUCUCAAGCGCUACGACGCCGCGUAUUGGAAGAAGCUCUUCGACUCUCGAGUCGGCAAGCACACGUGGCCUUACGGAUCCGGAGUGUGGAGCAAGAAGGAAUGGGUUCUCCCGGAGAUCGACAACGACGACAUCGUGAGCAUGUUCGAGGGCAACUCCAACCUCUUCUGGGCCGAGCGGUACGGCAAGGAGCUCGGCAUGACCGAUCUGUGGGUCAAGCAGUGCGGCAACAGCCACACUGGUUCCUUCAAGGAUCUGGGCAUGACAGUGCUCGUGAGUCAGGUGAAUCGGCUGCGGAAGAUGAACAAGCCGCUCGCAGCCGUAGGAUGCGCUUCCACCGGUGAUACCUCGGCUGCUCUCUCCGCCUACUGCGCUGCUGCCGGCAUCCCCGCGAUCGUCUUCCUCCCUGCUAACAAGAUUUCCCUCGCGCAGCUGGUGCAGCCCAUCGCGAACGGCGCUCUGGUGUUGUCGAUCGACACGGACUUUGACGGGUGCAUGCGGCUGAUCCGCGACGUGACGGCGCAGCUGCCCAUCUACCUCGCCAACUCUCUCAACUCGCUGCGCCUCGAGGGCCAGAAGACGGCCGCCAUCGAGAUCUGCCAGCAGUUUGAGUGGGAGGUGCCCGACUGGGUCAUUGUUCCUGGAGGCAAUCUGGGUAACAUCUACGCGUUCUACAAGGGCUUCUACAUGUGCAAGGAGAUGGGCCUCGUCGACCGCAUUCCCCGCCUGGUGUGUGCGCAGGCAGCCAACGCGAAUCCGCUCUACCUGUCGUUCCAGAAGGGCUUUGAGCAGUUUGAGCCGGUGCGGGCUACACAGACUUUCGCCUCUGCCAUCCAGAUCGGAGACCCCGUCUCCAUCGACCGAGCCAUCUUUGCUCUCAAGGCAUCCAAUGGCAUAGUGGAGGAGGCCACGGAGCAGGAGCUCAUGGACGCCGCAGCAGAGGCGGAUCUCACGGGCAUGUUCAACUGCCCACACACAGGAGUGGCGCUGGCGGCUCUGAAGAAGCUGCGCAGCCGGGGAGUGAUCGGCCCCAAUGAUCGCACAGUGGUGGUCAGCACAGCACACGGCCUCAAGUUCGCUCAAUCCAAGGUGGCUUAUCACUCGAAUGAGAUUCCCGGCAUGGUGUCGACAUUUGCCAACCCUCCUGUGAGCGUGAAGGACAACUUGGGAAGUGUUAUGGAUGCUGCGCCGUUCCGCGUCACUGACGCCUACAAGCCCGUCUGCGGGAGCCUCCCUGCCAACCCUCCUCGCCAUGGCUGGAAGCGGUGGAGCGACCCCAGCACGUGGGGAAAGCAGUCGCUGGUGCCGUGGAAGCACAAGGGUUGGCCGUUCCGCCUGGGCGGGCCUGGGCGUGGGCUGCUGCAGUGGCGGGAUGUGACUGUACCGUGUGGCGCGGCCAUCCUGCUGGAUGUGCCUGAAGUGAGGGUGGGGAAGCUCAAGAUCAAGGGGUGGCUCAAGGUCGUUGACUCGCCCAAGCUCCCCCACAUCCGCGUCAGGGCGCGUUUCAUCCUCGUUAUGGGGCGCUUCACUGCAGGCUCGGCGUCCCGCCAGCUGUCCUCGCGCCUCACGGUCACCCUGCACCCCAACAUGGGAUUCUCGGGCGGCAGGAAGCCGUACAAGCUCCGAAGAGUGCCGCCCGCUGACCCGAGAAAUCCCCGAGACUUGGGUCACAAGGCGUUUGCUGUGGUGGGAGGGCAGGUGGACUUCCAUGGCAUGCCGGGGGGAGCAGACACCCCUUCCUGGGCGCGACUGGCAGCAACAGCAGCAGCGGGGCAGAGGCAACUGGUGGUUGAGGGGGACGUGAGGGGGUGGCGCCCGGGCUUCACUGUUGCUGUGGCGUCCACCAGCACUGACUUUAACGAGGCAGAGAACCGGGAGAUCAAAUCAGUCGCCCUGGUCUCCCCAGCCACCUCCCCUCCCACAUCUCGCAUCACCCUCACAGCACCCCUCACCCACACGCACGAGGGCACAUCCGUGCCGGACGGCUUUGGUGGCACGGUGGACAUCCGUGCUGAGGUGGCUCUGCUUGAUAGGCAGAUCGUCAUUCAGGGCACGGACGAGCCUCCUCCACACCAGUACGACGGCGGUCACUUCAUGGUGUACAUGACUCGCACCCCCCAGGCCAUCGAAGGUGUUCAAUUCCGCGGACUAGGCAACCAAGGCACACUCGGCCGCUACCCGCUCCACUUCCACGUGUGCGGGCUCCCUCUUGACGCAUCUCAGCCGCACAUCGUGCGCAAGAACGCGAUCGUGCACUCGAAGCAACGGUGCAUGGUGAUUCACGCCACCAGCAACAUGACAAUCGAAGACAACGUGACAUACGAGACCAAGGGACACUCUUACUUGGUGGAGGAGGGGUCGGAGAUGGGGAAUCUGUUUCGGAGGAACCUGGGGAUGAGUGUGAGGAGGGUGGAAAAGGCGAUUCCGCCGGACACGACGGACCGGUAUGGGUUUCACACGGACAAGCAGCCGAGCGUGUUCUGGAUGGCCACUCCCUAUAACAGCUUCUAUGGGAACGUGGCUGCUGGGUCUGAGAACAGCGGCUUCUGGCUAGAGGCCAACCCCACCAUGAGGGGUAUCUCGCGCCUGCUGCCUGCCAUCGGCAACAAACGGCCUGACAGGUUCAACUGGGGGGAAUAUGUAGGCAACGUGGCCCACUCCUCCAUCUUUGGCUUCCGCACGUACCCGCAUGGCUCACAGUCCCGCUUCCCUGACUACACUGGCGUGAUAACAUACCUCAAGGACUCUCUCUUCUACCGGAACAAGGCAGGGUGA